This is a messenger RNA of Hirundo rustica (Barn swallow), 3510 nucleotides long. RefSeq names its product desmoglein-1-like. Gene Ontology annotation, biological process: homophilic cell-cell adhesion. Gene Ontology annotation, molecular function: calcium ion binding. The record is from RefSeq and is a predicted model, not a curated record. The transcript has 16 exons. Gene Ontology annotation, cellular component: plasma membrane; desmosome. Bases 1 to 3510 code for a protein of 1169 amino acids. Lineage: Eukaryota; Metazoa; Chordata; Aves; Passeriformes; Hirundinidae.
AUGGAUUGGCUCCCUCACCGAACGGCUGCUUUUCUGUUCCUUUUGUCGGUACUCUUGGACUUCAGCACAGGAUUUCAUGUAGAGGUAAAAGAAUGGGAUGAAAAUGGAAUGGCAAGAUGGAAAACCUUUAGAAGACAAAAACGUGAAUGGAUCAAAUUUGCUGCAGCUUGUAGAGAAGGAGAAGAUAAUUCCAAGAGGAAUCCAAUUGCCAGAAUUCGAUCUGAUUGUGAAGAAGACAAUCCAAUCACAUACAGCAUCUCUGGAGUUGGAAUUGAUCGUGCACCCUAUGGAAUAUUUGUUGUUAACCCAAGAACAGGAGAAAUCAAUAUAACAUCAAUAGUGGAUAGGGAAGUAACACCUGUAUUUGUUAUACGUUGCUUUGCUAAACACUCAGUGACGGGUAUAGAUUUGGAACCACCUCUUGAACUUCGAGUCAGAGUCCUGGAUAUAAAUGAUAACCCUCCUGUAUUUGCACAAACCGUAUUUACGGGAUCGGUUGAAGAGAGCAGCAUGGACAACACACUGGUGAUGAAAAUCAUUGCAACAGAUGCAGAUGAACCUAACCACUUGAAUUCUAAAAUUGCCUUCAAAAUAGAGAGUCAGGAACCUUCUGGUCCGCCCAUGUUCAUUAUGAAUAAAUACACAGGAGAACUCCAUCUUGCAAAUUAUCUUGACAGAGAGCAACAUAGUAGCUACACUCUGGUUGUGAAGGCAUCAGACCGGGACGGGGCUGCAGAUGGAAUAUCAUCCCUUUGUAGCUGUAACGUGAAAGUUAUUGAUGUUAAUGACAACUUUCCAACUCUUGCUCAAAGCUCUUUUUCAGCAAGUAUUUCAGAAAAUUCACUCAGUUCAGAACUGCUACGAAUACAAGCUCUGGAUGCUGAUGAAGAGUUUACAGACAAUUGGUUAGCAGAGUUUUUCUUUAUAUCCGGUAAUGAAGAUAACUGUUUUGAAAUUGUUACAGAUCGAGCUACAAAUCAAGGAAUCCUUAGAGUAAUUAAGGAACUGGAUUUUGAACAUAUCCGAACUCACUCACUGAUGAUUGGUGUCAGGAACGUAGCUGCUUUCCACCACUCUGUUGCACACGAGUACCAAAUAUUUGGAACACCCCUCACAGUAGAAGUAAAAAAUUUGAUUGAACCACCAAGAUUUCAUCCAUCUUCAGUUGUGUUUUCCCUGGCAGAAGGCGCAAGAGUGAAUUAUGUUGUAGGAACAUACACAGCCAUGGAUGAGGACACUAGAACUAUUGCAUCAAAUGUUGUAUAUAGUAUAGGACGUGAUCCAGCUGCCUGGUUCAGAAUCAACCAAAACACUGGUGAAAUCACACUGAACAAAGUUAUUAACCGGGAUUCAGUCUAUGUAGUCAAUGGGCGGUACCAAGCAGAGGUUCUGGCUAUCACCAGAGGGGUUCCUCGAUAUACUGCUACUGGCACCAUUGUGCUUUCAAUAGAUGGCACCAAUGCCAAUUGCCCAACUAUUAAUACUGAAAUGAGGAAAGUAUGUAUGCAUUCCCCAUCGGUGAUUAUCUCAGCAAAGCAUAGGGAUGGUGAUCUCUAUGCUACCCCCUUUACAUUCAGUAUACAUGGUGAACCUCAGACUACAUGGAUUAUCAGACGAAUAAAUGAUUCCUCUGCUGAACUAGUGGGCCAGAACAUAGACUUUUACCUUUAUAGGAUCUAUGUCGUCGUAAGAGACAGCCAAGGCCGGCGCUGUGUUAGACCGCACAUAAUUCCUGUGCAAGCUUGCCAGUGUGACAGUCGGAAUUACUGCACCAGUGGGGCCACAAGAAUAAUUAUCAUCGGCGGUGGUGGCGGUGGUGAAGGCGGUGGUGGUGGCACUAUUGGCGGUGGUGGUGGCAGUACUGAUGGAGGAGGCCGGGAAGAGGGAGGAGAACAAGGUGGUGGUGACUAUGGCCAGACUAGACCUGGAGGAGAUUAUGGGGACCACACAGACUGGCAGGGUUAUACUGAUGGAUACGACGGAGGUGAGGACGGAUAUACUGCCUCCACUGAUGAUGGUUACGCUGGAAAUGAAAAUUACGGCAGACAAUUCGAAUCAAAUACCACACUUAGUGGUGCUGCCAUUGGCCUGAUGUUUCUCGGUGGAUUAAUAUUUGUUUUGAUUCCAAUUUUGAUGUCAAUGAGCGACUGUUGUGGCUGUGGACCUGGCGCUGCAGGUGGAGUUGGAACUGGAUUUGAGCCUGUACCUGAAUGCACAGAAGGGGCAAUUCAUCCAUGGGGAAUAGAAGGUGCACAGCCUGAAGAUAGGGAUGUCUCACACAUUCUUGCCCCAACAACUGCUGCAGGAGGUGAUUUUGGUGAACCUUCUGACAUAUAUAAUAACACGUAUGGAGGAGGAGGAGUAGUAGCUUCUGGUGUUGAAGAAACUACAGGUGUUGGCUAUGGCACUGGUACUGGCUAUGGAACAGCUGGAGGAAUUUCUGGAACAGGGGAAGCAAAAGGGUCAAUUGGAGGAACAAUAAAAGAGUAUCGAGAAGGAGGAGUGAACAUGGCCUUCCUAGACAACUAUUUCUCUGAGAAAGCAUUUGUGUAUGCAGAUGAAGAUGAAGGUCGGCCAGCAAAUGACUGCCUAUUAAUUUAUGAUCAUGAAGGAGUCGGUACUCCUGUUGGCUCUGUGGGUUGCUGCAGCUUUAUUGGAGAAGAUACAGAUGAAACAUACUUGGAUACAUUAGGACCAAAAUUUAAGACCCUAGCAGAGAUCUGUCUGGGCAAAGAGAUUGAACCUUUCCCAGAUGUCAACCCACCCUGGCCAGGCGUCAACCUUUCCUUCCCCAGCCCUGAAAGUGAUCUAAACCUCCCACCACCCGGCACCACCAUCGUUGUCAAUGGAAGUGCACCUAUGCCUCCCCCAGUUGGCACUACAACAGUUGUUACUGAAAACACCUACACGUCUGGGACAACCAUACAGCCCCCAAGGCCAAUGCCAGAUCCCUUGCUUCAUGGCAACAUGACGGUGACCGAGACCUACACCUCCAGCUCCCCCUCUCUUUGUGUUGACCCUCUGCGUGCAUCCAACGUCGUUGUGACAGAGAGGGUUGUCGGGCCUGCAUCUGCCUCUGAUUUGCGUGGCAUGCUAGAUAUCCCCGAUCUCACAGAGGGCUCCAACGUUAUCGUCACGGAAAGAGUAAUCGCGCCUAACUCCCGACUCCCGGCAUCUCUGAGCAUUCCUGAUUUGGUAGAUGGGUCAAAUGUGGUAGUGACAGAAAGGGUGUUCAGGCCUGCCUCCGGCAUGCCGGGCAGCCUAAUAAAUAUUCCCUCAGAGUUAUCCAACGCCCACAACGUGGUAGUCACAGAGAGAGUAGUGUCAGGUUCUGGGAUGAGCAGCCUGGGAGGAACAAGCCUUGGAGGAGCAAAUCUAGGGGGUCUGAGCAGCACCGGUCAGAUGCUCAGUGCUGACUCUCAUCUUGGCCAGGGAAUGGGCACGGCAUCUCCAGGCACCUCCCGGAGACGAGUGACAAAGUACAGCACCGUGCAGUACUCCAGUCAGUAA